AUGUACAAGGAGCUCGAAGACGCUGUCCAUUCAACUGGGUCGCUUCUCUUCUUCUUGCCCCCGUACUCCCCACAACUAAACCCGAUUGAAGUCUUCUUCAGCCUACUCAAGCGAUGGGCCAACAAAUACCGAAUUGCCUUUCCGGGUCAAAGCAACGUAUUUUCUCUGUGGGGUAUUCAAAGCAACUUUAACCUAUGUCUCCCAUGGAGUUUGAGCACCCCACACGAGACGGUCGUUGCUGGCGCCAGCAUGACAACGACCACAGACUUUAUGGCCGCUGACCGUCAUUUCGUCGGCUUGGACGAGAUCACCACUGGGGUAUGGCCAACUCGAGUACGUCCGGCACUGGACAUUUGA
Messenger RNA from Aphanomyces astaci, 357 nucleotides. RefSeq lists its product as hypothetical. Lineage: Eukaryota; Oomycota; Saprolegniomycetes; Saprolegniales; Verrucalvaceae. Gene Ontology annotation, molecular function: nucleic acid binding. The record is from RefSeq and is a predicted model, not a curated record. The coding region runs from base 1 to 357 and encodes 118 amino acids. The transcript is spliced from 2 exons.